UAAUUAAAAUAGGUGAAUUAUUUAGUGUUGAUUGAUGUUUUGUGUCUUUAUCAUUUAGGCUCUUGAACAAGUGGCUUAAAUUGGAAUAAUAAGAAGAAGAUUGAAAGAAAUCUAGUGGUGCUUUGAUUUUGACAAGCACACCUAAUUAUGCUUUAUUUUUGGGUAUUUUGUUUAUUUACUAAUUCUAACCCAGGGCUUUUAAGCAUCUUAUGCAUGGCAUAUCUCAUUAGACCUAACUGUUUCAUAUAUAGGUUGACAUCAUAACCUUUGACAUCAUAACCUUUGCUUAGCCCUGGAUCAUUAAGCACAUCAUGUCUUUCAGCAUACUCUAAAACAUGCAUCAAGUUAGAUGUUGAUCAAAUAAAGUUUUUAGUGGCUAUAACAGAGUCCAUUGUGUUUCACUUGUACUGAGUUUAGUCACAUGCUUGUUUUUGGUCAAAGAGCCAAAUAGACCCUGUCUCUUUUAGAAGCUUUGAUUGGCUGUAUGAUGGGUAAUGGAGAUUCACAGCACUUAGUGGGUGGUACUACUGUAAAACAGUUGUUCUUAUUACAGAAUGUUGAAAGAGGGCUUAUUUUGGUAGUGAACAUUUGAUGUUUUGCUGGGAUGUAUUUUUUUUUUCUUCAUUAUCAAAAUUGAUCAAAAGGCAUUCUAAACAGUUAGAAUGGCCAUAUCAAAAUAGACUUUCCCUAACCCCUGGACUGCAUUAAAACCCUGGCUAUCUCUUUGUCCCUCUGUCUGUGUGGAUGCUGUUUGACCAACACACUAACUACAGCCUACUUGAUUUUUCUGGGUGUAUUCUCAAAACUUCCCGCUUGCCGUGCAUUCUGACAACUUCAGUCAUUGCUAACCAGUGUAUAAUAUCUUAUUGUUCUUUGUAUGGUGUUGGGCCAGUUAGAUGCUUUAGGGGUGUUAACCUUAUUUAGUACAGGACUCAUUUUCCUUUGGAGCUGGCUUGUGGUGUAACGAGAGAUGACGGGAAUCUUGUGGGGAUGGUUUGUAUUUCUCCUGUUCAGUGUGUUUAUGCGUGUUUGUCUCCUCCACUUGUUUUUGCAGUGAAAGACAUUAUUCCACUUGGGUCCCCUCGAAUUAAACAACCCCUGGCUCCCCCCUCCCUCCAGGAGGCCCCCAUCAAUACCUCUGAGCCUCUUGGAUGUAUGUCCGACCUCAACACCCACCCAUUUCCCAAACGGGCGCUGCCCAUGGACCAACUGAGAGCCAAGCCUAGCCCUGACCCAUCAGGGGUGCACAACAGAACCUCUGGAGGCGCCAGUGAUGCCAAGCCCAGUUCCCACCCUCACCACUCGUCAGGGGUGCACAACAGAACCUCUGGAGGCACCAGUGAUGCCAAGCCCAGCUCCCACCCUCCCCCUCCCCACAUAUCAGGGGUGCACAACAGAACCUCUGGAGGCGCCAGUGAUGCCAAGCCCAGUUCCCACCCUCACCACUCGUCAGGGGUGCACAACAGAACCUCUGGAGGCGCCAGUGAUGCCAAGCCCAGCUCCCACCCUCACCCUCCCCACACAUCAGGGGUGAACAACAGAACCUCUGGAGGCGCCAGUGAUGCCAAGCCCAGUUCCCACCCUCACCACUCGUCAGGGGUGCACAACAGAACCUCUGGAGGCACCAGUGAUGCCAAGCCCAGCUCCCACCCUCCCCCUCCCCACACAUCAGGGGUGCACAGGAGAGCCUCUGGAAGUGUGAGUGAUGCCAAGCCCAGACCCCAGCCUCCCCACUCGUCAGGGUUGGACCACAGAGCAUCUGGAGGUGUGAGUGAUAUCAAGUCCAGCACCCACCCUCCCCACCCAUCAGGGGUGCACAACAGAACCUCUGGAGGUGGGGCCAGGAGUGAUACUAAGCCCAGCCCCCGCCCUCCCCACUGGUCAGGGGUGCACCACACAACCUCUGGGGGUGGGGCCAGGAAGGAUGCCAAGCCCGGCCUGGCAAUCUUUACUAACACCCACAAUGGAAGGAUGCAGCCUUCCCACAAACCCCAGUCAUCCUCCCAGAGCCCUGUGUCCCCUAACUCCUGUAAGGCCCUGGCCUUUCGCCCAAGGGAUAGUGUGGAUUAUGGGGGGCUGCCAAAUGAACAGAUGAACAGGGACCUGAAGGUUGGGAGCCCAAAACCUCAGUUCAUUGGUUACCAACCCCGCAAGUUCUCCCCUCCCUCAACUCCUACCUCCACCAGGCCGGCGCAGAGCAGCCAUCCGCCACCCUCUAACAUGGACCCCCAUAGCCCUGGAAAGACGCCUGCAGAACACAGGCACUACUCCCAGAAGCUCUCCCAUUCUCUUCAUUCUACCUCUCAGCACAAAGCAGGGGGAAACGGGAAGGAAGCUAAUGAAGUUCCAAAUGAAAAGAGUCAUGGUUUCAUGGACCAAGGAGGACCCAAUCCUUCUAACAGGUGCUACACACCAGUUGGAAAAAGAUCAUUGUCUCUGAAGAAACGCAGACCCUCAGACUCCAGAAGAGAGGACACGGAUAAUAAAAGACUGCGUUCAGAGAUGUAUACCUCAAACACUGCUCUUAGCCAUACCAGUCACCCAACCUAUGGAACAGCUAGUUCUAAGAUGUCCCCUGACCCCAAAGUACCCUGCCUGAAGAGAGUCUUCAUGAAGGACAAUCUCAAGUCAAGUCCCACUCUGAGGCUGAUGGACCAUCGUAGCCUCACGACAGAGACCGAACCGAGGACUGUCUCUAACUUUCCACUCACCACAGCCAAGCCAGCCAGGCGGCUAUUUACCUGCGAGGGACAGGUGCCGUCCAGAAACCCUGUGGUGGUUAUUAGGAACCCCGAUCCCCGAUCUGGGAACUGCUGCAACCCAUCCAGACACACUGUCAAGAUGCCCGUCCAAUGCACAAGUAGAGGAGAGGGCAGACAGCAAGAGAGUAGAAGAGAAAAAUGUCAGCCCAACAAAGAAACACCCGGACCCAUAUCACGAUCCAAGAUCUUGGCCUCCAACGAGAUUCCGUCCUAUAGGGUGGCUGCAGCGGAACACCGUAAGCAACUACUGGACCCCAAAAUCAACUCUGUCGCUUUUGUGAGGCUGGAGUCGUGCCAGACUCAAUUGACUAAAUUAGAGACCGACUCCUGCAGAAAAGCAACUGCCUCUAGCGCUUCCUCACCCUCUGAGGAGAGGUCCCUUAAGGUGGAUGUAGCCUCAGGACUGACUGUUGCUCCUGCCAUUCCCAAGGUCAGACACGUUGUGGAAGAGUCAGGUAAGGCGGGGGCUGGACUCCAAUCUUCUGGCUUUGCAUCAGCAGGGUUUGGGUCUCAGAGGGAUGAGAACGCUAACGUCAACACGGAGCUCUCCGGCCAAACGGCCCCCCUUUCGGCCUCGGCAACGCCCUCAUCCAGGUUUAUGGGUGGGUUGUUCAGCAUGGAGACGCUAGUUCUCAACACCAGCCCCUGCACUCCCCACCGCUCUCCUUCUCCCGCCUCAGCCCUGGACCGAGAAGGGAAGGAUGAAGUAAGGAAAGAAGGGCAGCAGAAGCCCCGGAAGUGUUUAUCGUUCAUUGAAAAGGACCCUUUGGAUGUGGAACUGGGCCUAGACCUUGACCUGAGCCUGGGUCUAGAGUUUGAGCUCUCCCAGGAAAGCAGCAGCAGUGAGGAGGACCAGCUGCCGUCCCUGCAGCAGAUCCUGGACCGUACAGCCCGGCCCCCAGACACCCCGGUUAAAGGAACCUACCCUUCACCCAACACCCCUGUGGGGCCGCGACACCACAGCCAGCCGCCUGAGUCGUACAAAACCAAACCCACAAGUUACAAGAACAACCUGGAUGAGAUGCUGAAGGAAAACAAGAGCAUUCAAAGGUCUAAGGAUGUGCAGACCAAGCUACGUCUGGCCUGUGAGGAGAACCUGCUGAGACUGGCUGAGGAGGAAGAGGAGAAGAGCACAGAGGAGGCCAUCUCCCACGAACACAAGGAGUUCCUGCAGCGUUUCUCAGUGGUGUCGGGAGCCAUACGGGACCUCCACCCCGGGGAAGCGGUGUUCAGCCUGGAAAACUUUGGCCGUCUCUUCAACCAACACACGCUGAAGCUGAGGAAUUGUAAUGUCACCCCGCGGAACACAGCACAGAAAACACUACUCUGGUCCACUCCAGACCAGUUCAGCUCGCAGGUCAGUUCCGGGCUGUUCCAGAGAGCCUACAGCUCGUCCCCCUGCCCGCCCCAGGUGACCCUCUGGCUCUUUCAGAUGAUGUCGGUCCACUCAGACAUGCUGAUCUGUCAUCACGUACUGGCGGCCCUGUCGGAUAUUGCCUUCACCGCUGCUGACCACAUUGUGCUGAAUAAGGGCGAGCGGUUUGAGGUGUGGGUGCCCAGUGUGGCAGACAUAAGCCUGGUCUUCAUGAACAUGGGCGUUCCCUUCGUCACCCUGUUUCCCCUGGAAGACCUACAGCCCCCCUUCACAGAAGGAGACCUGAUAGAGGGCAUUGAGAUCAGCACAAACAGACUUUCCACUGAGGAGCACGUCCGCACUUUCCCAGAACACAACUUUGACAGCGUCAUCGAGUACCUGUUUCUGUGUACGUCGUUGUGCCCGCGGACCUAUUGCGACAGAGACCUGUUGUUACUCAUGACGGUUAUGUGCACAGUGGGAUUGGACACACAGCUCACCCUUCUGCCCAAAGAGCACCUCCGAUCCCUACUGCGCAACUUGGUCAACAGCAUUAAGGACUUGGAUAAUAUGCUGCCCAGAAUCUGCAGGUCCUUGAUUGACCUGACUGAGGAUCAUCACAACCUGCGCUGGCUUGUCCAGCUACUGCCAGACAACAUGCGUGGCAAGCAACUCAGGAGACAUCUCAGUAUGUCAGCCAUCUCCAAACUGCUGAACAACCAAUGCACUUACAAGUCCUCCAACGCAGAGUUUCAGUUGUCAGACCUGCGUCGGUACCUUCCCCGAAUGCGCCCCUCCUCACUUCUCCAUUACCUGGCCAACUCCAGGAGUGGUCAGAAUCCACACAGAGUAAAGGAGGAACAAGAGGAUGACUGUGCUUCUCUGGACCAGCAGGCCUAUUACCUCUGCUACAGUCUCCUGUCCCUGGCAAACGAAGCCACCAUCUUUGAGUUUUUCCCACAAAAGCAGAAGAGGCAGUUGUUGUUGCUGUCUGCUGAGUUGGAGAAACACAUCAAGUGUGACAUCAGGGAGAGUGAGAAGAUGCUUUACAGAAGCAAGGUCAAGGACUUUGUGGCCAGGAUCUACACCAAAUGGCAGGUGGUAGUCCACAAAAGCAGACCUCUCCAGGGGAAAUUGUAUGAAUACUGGAUACCUCUGCCUGAGGACGCAAUGAGCAGCAGCCAGGAGAACCAACAAUCCAUCAAAGAGAGCGAAGAGGAGAUGUUCAUGGAGGUGGAGGGAGAAGAGGAAGAGGAGGAGGAGGAAGAGGGAGAGGGAGGAGAAGAGGAUGCUAAAGAGGAAAAGAAAGAGAAGAUUUUAAAAAUGGACUUGGCCUUGGAGGAAGAGAAGGAGAUUCUGGAAGAGAAGUUCCUUAAGAUUGAUGACAACAAUGAUGAGGAGGAGGAGGAGGAGGAGGAGGAGGAGGAAAGGAUGGAAGUUGCGCUAGAGGAGUCAGAUGAGCAACCAAAGACUGAGGACAUGGAAGAAGAGCUGGCAGAAUUUGAGAAAGAGGAGACUGGAACAGAUAAGCCAAAAGAAGAAGUAGAGAAGAGAGGCAAACAACCAAUGGAGACCGAAGAUGGAGGCAAAAUACAGAAUGAAUCAGAGAUGGACGAGAACAGAAGAGAUCCAAGAGAGGCAGAAACUGAGACUACUGAACAGGAGGAAGAUAUGGAGAGAAAAUGUACCGAACUGAAGGAAAAACCUGAGAAGCAGAGCUAGGGGGUGAAAGAGGCUGAGAACAGCACAUAAAGUAGGGAUGAAGAUAUGGCAGGAAAAGGUGGCACAUUGUAGGCUUUAGUAAAUAGGGAGCCAUGUGGGACACUUCCUAACUGCCUGUUGUCAAUGUUCUGUGGCGAAUUAGUGAACUAUUGUGAACAUUCUUUUUUUUUUCAGGCACUUUUACACAUUUCAAAAGACGUGCAGACAGUUAACUCCUUUAACCCUUGACACUUUUUUUUUUACUCGAUUUUACUCGUCAUAUUGUUUGCACUAUCAAGUUAGGUUUUUCUCUACUCAGAACAGUUUAGUGUUGAUAUUAAAAGGUUGAUUAAUCUUUAAAAUAAAUUGUAAGAGUUUGUACAAUGUGUAUCAUUUUCAUAUUUGAACUGGAAUGUAAAGAAUAUUUUCUGCAGUCAAUAUUUCUACUUUCAAUAAAUAGAUUUUUAAGUGAAAAAAUUAAUAUAGUUUGUCAAAAAAAUUUUUUUGCAUUUCUGUAUGUUUGUGCAUAAAUGUGUGCACUGUAUCUCAACUGAAUACAGGCCCCAUUGUACAGGCCCCAUUACCACAGAGUGGAAAUAGCUUUUCAUAGGAUCAACUGUAUGCAGUGUAAUCAGUAAUCAGUAUCUUGACCAUGUCAAUAGAUGUGUGAGGGAUACCAUAAGAAGUACUGCCUAGUCGAGAUUGACCGAUAACCACUUGAUAUUUGCCCUUUUUUUGUUUAUGGCUAUCAGUCCUUUACUGUCAGUCCAGCCAGUACUCUUUUAUUUCUUUUUUUAGCAAGUGCACCAUUUCCCCUUGUAUCAAACUGCUGCUAGGGUAAGAAUGUCAUUAAUGAACCUGAGUUCAGUUUGCUUAAAGCAUAUAAGUUGUUUAUUAGAAUCGAUUAACCAUUAACUGAGCCAUGAGAUAAUUUUGGGAAUGCGGCUCCUUGCUGAAAAAGGCUUUCAUUUUGUCUACCAAAGGAACAAAUCCAUUCCUGUAAGAGUAAACUAAUUAUGUAACUUGUUCGAAGUGUGUUUUCAACUACAGCAAUUAGUCACUUACUUUUACUGGCUUAUAAAAAUCCACAUGGUGGCGCAGUUGCUGCAUGAAACCCUAGAGUACUAGUAGUUCUAAAAUAAAGGCAGACCAUGAAUACA
This is a messenger RNA of Esox lucius (northern pike), 6977 nucleotides long. RefSeq names its product SMC5-SMC6 complex localization factor 2 (gene slf2). The transcript has 15 exons. NCBI's taxonomy places the organism in Eukaryota, Metazoa, Chordata, Actinopteri, Esociformes, Esocidae. The coding region runs from base 991 to 5838 and encodes 1615 amino acids. The record is from RefSeq and is a predicted model, not a curated record.